This is a messenger RNA of Prunus armeniaca (apricot), 237 nucleotides long. The record is from the annotation of a GenBank genome assembly. NCBI's taxonomy places the organism in Eukaryota, Viridiplantae, Streptophyta, Magnoliopsida, Rosales, Rosaceae.
AUGACGUCGAAUGCACCAAAAAGAGAAGAAAAUCAGGGAUUUGAAGGCAAAAUUCGCACAGAGGAGGACCUUUCCAGCAGCAACGAACGGGCUCCUUUGGAACGAAGAUGGAACGAUGGGGUUGGGUUCGACUUGGGUCUUCUUCCCAGCCGCUGGAGAUGGGUGAUUCCUACCCGAUUGCACUUUCUUCCUUGGUCUGGCUUCGUGGAAGGGCAAGAGAGAACGCAAGAAAAAUAG